Messenger RNA from Acanthaster planci (crown-of-thorns starfish), 4464 nucleotides. RefSeq lists its product as uncharacterized. NCBI's taxonomy places the organism in Eukaryota, Metazoa, Echinodermata, Asteroidea, Valvatida, Acanthasteridae. The record is from RefSeq and is a predicted model, not a curated record.
GACGCGUCCAACACCAUGAACCAUUUUAUGCAUGCAUAAUGCUGCGUUGCCUUCCCAGGUAUACAGCAGCUGCAUGCUAGUUCUCGGGUAUCGUUUCCCGACCUUUUUAAAAGUCCGGUUGCAAACGAUUGGAUUUAUAAACAAUGUCGACUUCCCUUACAAACAGGUGUUAUUUUACUUUUUAAUUCCCCGUGUUUUGUGUUCUGCGUGGUGGGCGUCGUAAUUGAUUACUUCAACCUUUGAUAUUUGUUCUGUUUCGAUUCUAACACCUAUGCACAAACUCUGGCUUCUACCUGCACAAUUUUGGAAUAAUUUUUCUACGGUUGCAAUGAGAUUUUGUAAUAGCGAUUCGACACGACGCCCGCCUUCUAAGUAAACAGGUUCUGCUCAAAGGUUAGUCUAUAAUUUGUCGACGACAGUAGUCGUGAAAGCAGGACCACUGCACGACAGUACCCUGUGGGAUGAACGAGACGUGUGAAUUAAUGCAAGGCUAAAAGCAAGGAUUACCGACUAGAGAAAGCUGUCUGAGGAAUUCGCCAGAUCUCCGUCUUGGUUCACUUUCACGGCUCUCUUCCUAUCGUGGGGGUAUGUUUCCACCAAAGUGGACCGGCAUUGUGGUGUUGUGUUGCGUCUUCACGGUGCACGUGGUUGCAGCACAAGAUAACGAACCGCCCAUCUUGAGCUGCCCUAAUGAUGUCAUCAAAAAGCCAGACUCUGGAUCGAACACUACCGUUAACUGGGAUCCCCAACCAUCAGCCAAUGAUACAGUUGAUGGUGACUUGAACGUCACGUGUCAGGAUGCCAGUGGUAAAGAAGUUAAAACAGGGGAACAGUAUUCAGUUGGUGAGACGAUAGUAACAUGCAAAGCUAAUGAUAGCAGUGGCAACGAGGGAAGCUGCUCAUUUUCGAUCAAAAUAGAUAAUGUAAGCCCAAAUGUUGCUUGCCCAAAUGGCGCGACCGUCUAUGUAGAACCCUCGAGGCCCGACGCUGCAGUAGUCUGGUCCCCACUGCCAUCAGCAACUGAUGAGAUUGAUCCUCCAAACCCAAACGUAACCUGCAAGAACGAAAAUAACCAGGAGGUUUCUUCAGGUGAAAGAUUCCAGAAUGGUGUGAACACAAUCACCUGUGCAGCAAAUGAUACGGCAGGAAAUGAAGGACAAUGCCUUUUCAACAUCACUGUCGCGGAUAAUGAAGGCCCAAGUGUCAAUUGCUCCCAGAAUGUGAAACAAAACGUUGAUCCCGGAAUGCCGAAUGCGAAUGUCAAUUGGACGACCACACCCACAGCUUUUGAUGUUGUGGAUGGGGAUCGCGAUCCAGUAUGUAGAAACGCAUCGGGUAACGUCGUGGUGUCACCGGGCAUUUAUCCGGUGGGUGUCACCGAAGUGACAUGCACUGCUACGGACAAGAGUGGCAACGAGGGGAACUGCAGCUUUACAGUCACAGUGAAAGAUAAUGAAGGCCCAAGUGUCAAUUGCUCCCAGAAUGUGAAACAAAACGUUGAUCCCGGAAUGCCGAAUGCGAAUGUCAGUUGGCCGACCACGCCCACAGCUUUUGAUGUUGUGGAUGAGGAUCGCGAUCCAGUAUGUAGAAACGCAUCGGGUAACGUCGUGGUGUCACCGGGCAUUUAUCCGGUGGGUGUCACCGAAGUGACAUGCACAGCUAUGGACGAGAGUGGCAACGAGGGGAACUGCAGCUUUACAGUCACAGUGAUAGAUAAUGAAAGCCCUAACGUCACUUGCCCAGGGAGUAUAGAAGAGAACUUGGAUCCUGGAAUGGUGAAUGCGAAUGUCAGUUGGACGUCCACACCCACAGCUUUUGACGUUGUGGAUGGGGAACUCGAUACAGAAUGUAGAAACGCACUGGGUGGUAUUGUGCAGUCACCGGGCAUUUAUCCAGCGGGUAUCACCGCAGUGACAUGCAUAGCAACGGACAAGAGUGGCAACGAGGGCAACUGCAGCUUUACAGUCACAGUGAAAGAUAACGAGGCACCAAACAUUACGUGCCCAGGCGAUAGAAGCGUGAAUGUGGCCGAGGGUAAAACCACCGCCGACUUGACUUGGGUUUCCACCGCAAAGGACGUAGUGGACGGGGAACUGGUCGCGUCUUGUGUGCCCCAGCAAGGAGAGGAAUUCGCCAUUAAAACUGAGGUUACCUGCACGGCAACCGAUUUCGCCGGCAACAAUAAUAGUUGCUCUUUCACAAUCACUGUAACAGUUGACGGAAAAGAUUGUGAGGGUCAAAAUAAUUGUGUUUGUGGCGAAAAUGGCAAAAACUGCUCCUGCAAGGAGAAUUUUAGUGGACCAGACUGUUCAGUUUUGGACGCAGCUGGGUGUUCCUCGACAAACACUUACUGUGAUUGCUCGGAGUCCUGCAUGUGUAAGCCCGGUUUCAAAGGUCCUCAGUGUAAUGAUUGCAAGGGUUGUAUGAAUGGAGGGUACCACCAGGACAUCGCAACCUGUCAAUGCCAGUGCCCAGGCGAAGGUUUCGAAGCUCCACUUUGUUCUGGAUGCAAGGAGUGCGUAAAUGGCGGAAAUCAGAAUCCAGAUACCUGUGUAUGUGAUUGUCCAGGAUUAUACGAAGGCGACCUUUGUGAUUAUUGUCCACAAAAUACCCGGUGUGAAAAUGGCGGGACUUUGGACAACGCUACCUGCAGCUGCGACUGCCCUUUUCAGUGGACUGGAAGGAAUUGUUCAGAUUGCAAGGGCUGCGAAAAUGAAGGAACAGGCCAGAAUGCCACAACGUGCGAGUGUGUUUGUCUCGAAGGGUUCCUGCCACCAUUAUGCUCAGAUUGCGAGUCUUGCAAGAAUGGAGGAGCAUUUCAAAACGACUUCACCUGCGCCUGUGAGUGCCCCGGCUUGUGGAGCGGUCUACUCUGCAACCUUUGUCCCAGUGGUAAUGUCUGCGAGAAUGGCGGCGAAAUGCAGAGAGAGACAUGCUCUUGCCAGUGCACAGAAGAAUGGACAGGGAGUACCUGCACAGAGCCUGUUCCUACCGUACCUGAUGACGAAUAUCCGGACCCUCCUGCUGGGGUCGAAAUUGACAAAAGGGUGGUUUUCGAAAUUUCAGUGAUAUCCGCUGGGGAAUGUGAUCCUGACAAUAGCACGGAUUCAUCGGCUUGUAAGGGGCUUGUCGAGCAAUUCACAACAGAGGUCGAAAAAGAAUACGAACGUUUGGCGGGCUUCAAGCAGGUUGAGAUCAAUCAAGGAGAUUUAAAGAAAGGGAGCGUGAUUGUCCCACACGCGGCCAUCUAUGACUACGGCAAAAUGGCCCCAUCAAAAAGAGGACUGUCGGCUUUUGAUCUGUAUCGAGAGACCGUUGCCACGGCAGUGGCAUCGGGGAAGUUGGGAAAUCUUGAGUUAGACAGAGAUUGUAUGAAUUGUGCAGCACCUGAAGAUGAGACCAACACGUGUCGUUCAACUGCACCGACAUGUGCUACCGGUUUCCAAGUCGUUGAAGAGCGAGUGGGCAACUCUUGCUAUUACGUUUGCCGCGCAGCCUGCAAAGUCGAUACGGAUUUCUGCCAGAACGGCGGAACGUGCAGCCAGGAUGCAGACGGCGUGAAGUCCUGCAGAUGCCCACAGAAUUCAGAGUUCAUGUACCUCGGUGUCAACUGCCAGCUGAGGGUACAACUUCUGUGGCUGUACGUCGGCUGCGGGAUCGGUGGAGCUGUGCUCCUGUUCCUCGUCGUCGCCUUAAUCUCCUGCGUGGCGAUUUACAGAAAAAGAGCUAAGAGGAUCGAGGAGGACGAUGAGAGUGAAGAAGGCGAAAUGAAAGGGGAAGUCCGGGCGGUGCAUCACAACAAAGGCUUCGAAGGUGAUUCCGCCUCCGUCGCCGAGGAGCAAGUCGAAGGCGAGACAGCCGUACCGGUCGUCGAAACCACUCGGCCCUACUCGUACAUCUACAGCAACGGCGGCGGCGUCGGUGUGUCCCGCUCCAGCUCGGGGGCGGCGGCCCCAGGGAAGAACCGCUACGAGAACUCGGUAGCGAGAGACCGCGAACGGGAGACGGGUACCGGUAACAACGACCAGGCCGAGGACACGAGCGACAAGGCCAGGAGCUCAUACUUCUGGGGUAACCUGGCCGUGCCAUCCAAGGAGGACGCAGAGAUGAUCCCGAUGGUCAGCGCAGUCGACCCAACAAAAAUGUACAAGAUACAACGUCCCCAGCUGUCCGUCAACAGAAACGAUGACUUGCCCGAACGGGACUACUUUUAAAGGACAGUCUUCCCAAAAAAAUCCAGCUGCAUACGUCUGGUUAGAGAAUAAUGUAAAGCCCCGCAUAAUACAAAACUUAAGAACUAUGAUGAUGACAGUAUCUUGUUGAAUGGUUGGGAUCGCCAACUUAAGAAACCACUGCAUGGUGGUCCAUCAAAGGAAGAACAAAUUAAUUAUAUAGGCCUACUUAGGAAUAUAGACUAGUCCGAUUAGACGCCAUAACUGUGGUGGCACCGCACUCACACGCACA